GUAAUGAGUUAGCAGUCAUAUACGAAGUAUGCAGUUAAGUUUUUUACCGGCCGUUUAACGACCACGCCCGCGGCAGAUACAGUGCUUUCCCCGGACCUGCAAUCAUGAGGAGGGAGGAGGACUUCGAUAAUUACAGCCAAUGUUUCUUCAUCUCAUUUUAUCAUUACAAAUAAAGCUGACCCCAUCGUAUCCUGUCCGCCAAUGUGAUUCUCUCUCGUUCUCCUGAAAAUUGAAAAUUCCCGGACGCGGAACACGAUGCAACGUUACGAUUCUUCUUUUUCUCCCCAAAGUUAGGGUUGAGUAUUCGAGAAUUCACCGGUCUCUUUGCCUUCUUGAUUCAUCGUGUUUUCUUUCCCACUUCCUCUCACUCUUCCUUCAAUUUCAUAGUUUCUGGGUAUAUACUCAAUAGUUUAUCCUAAUUCGUGCUCCAAGAGGAAACUUUCAUUUGCAAGUCCUCGCCCUUUCUCCUCCAGUUUCCAGGUAUCUCUAUCUGCCUCUAUGUGUGUGUAUUGUGCGCAUACUCUUUCAGGAUAAUUGCUGGGACGAGAAUUAAUAGUUCGUGCUGUCACUUCUGCAGGAAUCUUAUUGAUAUUGUGAUUGUGAUUGAGGAUUUAGAAAACUUAUGUACUACUACGGAGUAGAGGAGAAUCUGUUGGUUUUUCUAUGUCUAUAAUCAAACAGAACUAGGGGUUUGAGCUUUGCUGUAUAUGGUUUUAAUUGGUUGAAUGCUUUGCCCUUGUGUUUUGUUUUCUGAGAUAUUGGUUGUGCAUUUCUUGUCUGUGGAUUUGUUCCAUACUUUAUGAAAGUAUGGAUUUUGACAAUAAGUCGCCCUCCUCGAGUGGCCAGUUCAAGUGCUGUGAGUGUGACUGCAACUGUUCUUUGGUGAAUGGGCCCUUCUGUGGUACCUGGUUACGUUCUGUGAAGCGAAAGCAUGAAGAGUGUGAUGAUACCGCACAUAAGAACAUCUUACCUGAGACAGCAAAGAUUGGGAUAUGGGAUGAAUGUGUUGCCCUUCGUGAAAUGGUCUGCAGCCAGCAGCUUAACAUUCAAGCCUUGAGAAUGGAGUUGGAUGAGGAGAGAAAUGCUGCCUUCUCAGCAACCAACGAGGCAAUGUCAAUGAUCUUGAAGCUGCAAAGAGAAAAGGCAGAGAUUCAGAUGGAAUUUAGGCAAUUUAAGAGAUUUACCGAGGAGAAAAUGGCACAUGACCAGCAGGAGCUAGCUGCUCUGGAGAACCUAUUGUACUCCAGGGAGCAAGUAAUUCAUUCACUGGCAUGUGAGGUUCAAAGGAAUAAACAGAGGAUCACUGGUUUUGAGUUCAUGGAGUCAGAAGCUUAUAAUGAUUGUAGUCAUUUGUGUGGCAGUGAUACAAAUAAACCCGAGAUGUUCGGCAGUGAUUUCGAAUUCCCUCCCUCAAAUUACCCUUCAGUAAAAUGCUUCAAUCAGAAUCAUGUUGACGACGACAAUGAGGUUGUGGACGUUGAGGAAGAAGUGUCUAUGAAGAUCAUCCCACCUUCACAAGAUCAAUUGCAAGAUCUGGAAUCUAGGAUCAACCAGUUGGAGAAGAGUUCAGGGACAAGUCAUCCUCCUGAUGGUGAGUUUUAUGAGAAAGACAUGAUAGAAAAGGUGAUGAUGCGUAGUACAUUCCUUCCAACUAAUGAAGCUAACGAUGCUGAACUUGAAGCAGUUGGUGUUUUAGAGGAACAAGAAUGCUCAAACUUCAAGGAAGUUAAUAACAGCGUUAAUGAAGUUGAAGAUGAAGAUGAAGAUCUAAGUGUUACGAGUGACCGAGUUUACACAAUUGAUUCCGUUCAUCUAGGGGCAGCAUGCAAUGGUGUAACAAAUCCUAAAACAUCUAUAGAGAUAGGUGCUGGUUAUACAACAAAUCCAAGGGAUUCAUUGAACUACACACAUAUGGAAAAUUCUGAUAUAACAAAGUUGUAUGUGAGGCUUCAAGCACUAGAAGCUGAUAGGGAGUCUAUGAGGCAGACAAUUAUUUCAAUGCAGACUGAGAAAGCUCAACUGGUUCUGCUGAAGGAGAUUGCCCAACAGUUUUAUAAAGACAUGCCACCAACAAGGAGAGCACCUGUGAGAAAGCCAUUUAUGACCUGGAGCUUCUCAAUCCUCUCAGUAUUCAAGACUUUGUCUCAAGCUUGUCCUAAAUUGUGAAGAGUUAAAGAUGAAGAUGUAUCAUCUUUGAGAGGCCCCUGAAUCUACGAUUCUACGUAUAGCUAGAUGUCUGAUUUCUGCAAGCACAACUUUUUCUCUUACUAGUUAGUGGACUAGGAAUGCUCACAUCUUGUUCUGGACUCCAGUAGGAUUUUUUAGAUGAUCCUCAGGAGGAGUUUGGUGUUUAAGUAAUCUCGUAUUACCUUGGUAAUGUGAGAUUACCUUGUUUUGUCAGCUUUCCAGAUUACCAAGGACCAAGUGGAUGAUACCCUCUUUCUUCUGGAGAACAAGAGCGCGCCGAUGCAAGUACAUGUUUGGAAUGUCGGGCAGCUAUCCGGGUUUGCUAAUACUCUUGUAUAAGGGGCCUCGUGUAGGGCAGUGGAGAUGUAUUACAAGCACACAAGUCUGAAUCUAGUUGUACACCUCAUGAAACUUGCAGCUAUCUUGGUCAGUAAAGGGCCUUAUUUUUAUAAUUUCAGAAUUGCCAGGGACCAUUUCGUAAUGUGAUCCAAGUUUAGGUGAAAUAGAUGUAAUUGACUCUAAGGUCUCUUAUUUGUAAGUCGGAUUUUGUAUAUUGGAAGUAGUAAAGUUAGGGAAGCAUUUUGUGUAUACAUUCAUAUGUACUACGUUGCAUUUACUUGGUGAUGAAAAUUUAUCUGAUUUUUGGACAUUGUAUAAGUGAAUAUCGCAUAUGGAUAUCUACAAAAAUUGUACAAAAUUUUGUAAAUCACAUAAUUGUCAUGUGAUUCAAGCGUG
Messenger RNA from Cuscuta epithymum, 2922 nucleotides. The record is from the annotation of a GenBank genome assembly. Lineage: Eukaryota; Viridiplantae; Streptophyta; Magnoliopsida; Solanales; Convolvulaceae.